Messenger RNA from Mytilinidion resinicola, 1149 nucleotides. Its product is annotated as Clavaminate synthase-like protein. The record is from RefSeq and is a predicted model, not a curated record. Gene Ontology annotation, molecular function: oxidoreductase activity. The coding region runs from base 1 to 1149 and encodes 382 amino acids. Lineage: Eukaryota; Fungi; Ascomycota; Dothideomycetes; Mytilinidiales; Mytilinidiaceae. The transcript has a single exon.
AUGGUGAUCCACUCCAGCGUACCGAAGGAGAUUAUCUCCGAGGUGGACGGUGUCAAAGUCGCUUUCCGCCCUAUCGAUCUGCCAAAUGCACGAAUUGUUCAUGGCAGCCAGUUCCCUCUGGCAAUGACUAUGACGAAAGAUUCCGGCGAGAAAGUCACUCUAGACGAGGCCGCUAACGCCAUCCGCGAUCUUUCGGAACGAGGAAUUACUACCGACCUCAUGAAUAAGCACGGUGCGUUGGUCCUUCGUGGCCCAGGGGACCCAUCUCCCGAGGCAUUCUCCAAGCUCGUACACGCCGCAGAGGAAGGCCGUGGUCGUGUUCCGUAUGACCAGAUUGGCCUUGCUGGAAGCCGAACUGUUCAUGGCAAGGAGGUCUUCAGUGCGUCCGAGUCACCGCCACAUCUCUGGAUCUACCACCACAACGAGUACUCCCGAUACACGAAGUUCCCUAGCAACAUUCACUUCUUCUGCAACGUUUCUGCCGAGGAGGGUGGCGAGAGCCCGUUCUGUCACAGCGGCGAACUCUUCGACCGCCUUCAGGAAGACAUCCCGGAAUUCGUCGAGGAGGCCGCAAGGAGAGGCCUCAACUCCCCCGAUGUCUACCGAGCCCCCGGAAAGGAGGGCAAGAACUUUAUCUUCACUUGGGCCGGACCACUGGCCUUUGGCCGAAAUAUCAAGCCGGGAGAUGAUAUGGCUACGAUGAAAGCUAAGGCCGAGAAGGAGGUCAUCAAGCUGACACCUCACUUCUGGUGGAUUGAGGAUGACCAGCUCGAGGUUCACCAACACGUCCCCGCUUUCCGCCGUCACCCAGCUACCGGCAAGCCUAUUUUCUUCAGCAGCAUCCCGGGCCGCUACGGCACUGCUCUCGAUCGAGGCGCAACUGACCCCCCAUAUAUCGGAGACGAUGGAAUGGCAUUCCCUCCCGCAACUUACACUGACGGUGAAGCCAUCCCGAAGAAGUACCUCCACCGGGCAUGGGAGAUCAGCAACGAAUGCCAGGUGGCCAUCAAGAUGGAGGAGGGCGACAUAGCUCUCGUUGACAACUACCAGACGACUCACGCCCGCGCUCCUUGGACGAAGGGUAACAGGAAGGUGUUUGUAAGUAUGUGGGAUACUCUCGACCCGAAGGAGAAGAUCCUCGACUAUUGA